CCUGGCUCAGCCUGCCUCAGCCUGCCUCAGCCCCGCCCGGGCUCAGCCUUAAAGCCCAGCUCAGCCCCAGCCUUGUUGCCCAGCCCGCUCAGCCUGGCCCCAGCCCGGCUCCCAGCCCUCGGCCAGCCUGUGCCUGCGCAGCCCGGCCCCAGCCUUGCCUCCAGCCUUUGCCCAGCCUGCUCAGCCUGCCAGUGCCCUGGGCCCAGCUUUCCGUGCUCCCCCAGUCCCAGCCCACCGCCUCAAAGCUGGGCUCAGCCCCAAGCCUCAGCUCCGGUCAGCCCCGUCCCCCAGCUAAAGCGCCCGUCCAGCCCGCCUGCCCGCCUCAGCCCCAGUUAAAGCCUGGGCUCCAGCCAGCUCACCAGCCUGGGUGGCUCAGCCCGCCCAAAGUGCCUGCGCUCCGCCCCAGCCUGGCUCAGCCUGCCCAGCUGGCUCCAGCCCUAAAGUCUGCAGCCCUGGGCUCAGCCCUGCUCAGCCUCGCUCAGCCUGCUCAGUGCCUGCUCAGCCUGGGUCAGCCCUGCGUCACCGGCCCCAGCCCGUCUGCCUCACCAGCCUGGCCCGCCCUUCACCAGCCUGGCCCCAGCCCAGCCUGGGCUGGCCUGCCCCAGCCUGCCCCGCCACCAGCGCCCAGCCACCGCCUGCCCCUCAGCCGUGCCCGUGCCUGGCUCUGCCUCAGCCCGCUCAGCCCCUGGGGCUCAGCCCGCCCAGCCUGUGCCUCAGCCCAGCCUGGGCUCAGCCUCUCAGCCCCAGCCCUGCCUGCGCCGUGCCAGCCCCGGCCUCAGCCUGCCCGUGUCCAGCCUGCCCCAGCCCCAGCCUGCGCCCGCCCCAGCCUGCCUCCCGCCUGGGCUCAGCUCAGCCUCGGUGCCUGCCUCAGCCCUCAGCCUGGGGCUCCACCUGCCUCAGUUCCUGCCUCAGCCUGCAGCUCCGCUCAGCCCGCCUCAGCCCGCCCGUGCCCGGGCCCAGCCCCGCCCCAGCCCCGGCUCAGUCAGUCUCAGCCUCCCCCAGCUCGCCAAACAGCCUGCCUCCGCCUGCUCAGCCUGCCUCAGCUCGCCUCAGCCUCCGCCUGCCCGCCUCAGCUCACCAGCUCUGCCUCUGCGCCAGCCAAACUGCUCAGCCUGCCAGCCUGGCUCAGCCUCGCCUGCCCUGCAAGCAGCUCGCCCAGCCUGCCUGCUCCUCAAAGCCUCGUUCAGUUUUAA
Molecule: messenger RNA, 1193 nt
Organism: Armigeres subalbatus
Lineage: Eukaryota; Metazoa; Arthropoda; Insecta; Diptera; Culicidae
Exons: 1
Source: RefSeq, a predicted model, not a curated record